ACAAUUGGUGGGUCAUUAUGCUGCUGCACCUGUGUAGUGUUAAGAAUCUGUACCAGAACAGGUUCCUGGGUCUGGCUGCCAUGGCCUCGCCGUCGAGGAACUCCCAGAGCCGGCGCCGCUGUAAAGAGCCCCUGCGCUACAGCUACAACCCCGACCAGUUCCACAACGUGGACAUCAGGAACGGCCCCCACGGGACCGUCACCCUCCCCCGCUCCACCAGCGACACCGACCUGGUCACGUCCGACAGUCGGUCCACCCUCAUGGUCAGCAGUUCCUACUACUCCAUUGGACACUCGCAGGACCUGGUGAUCUAUUGGGAUAUCAAAGAGGAAGUGGGAGCCGGGGACUGGAUUGGCAUGUAUCUCAUCGAUGAGGUCUUAUCUGAAAAUUUUCUGGACUACAAAAACCGUGGAGUGAAUGGUUCUCACCGGGGCCAGAUUAUCUGGAAGAUUGAUGCAAGUUCUUACUUCGUGGAAUCUGAAACUAAGAUCUGCUUCAAAUACUAUCAUGGAGUGAGUGGAGCACUGCGAGCCACUACCCCCAGUGUUACAGUGAAAAACUCUUCAGCUCCUGUUUUUAAGAGCAUCACCAAUGACGAGGCGGCCCAGGGUCAAGGCAGUCGGAGGCUGAUCAGUUUUUCUCUCUCAGAUUUCCAGGCCAUGGGUCUGAAGAAAGGAAUGUUCUUUAACCCAGAUCCAUAUCUGAAGAUUUCCAUCCAACCUGGGAAACACAGCAUCUUCCCAGCCCUUCCGCACCAUGGACAGGAGAAGAGGUCGAAGAUUACCUGUAACACCGUGAACCCUGUUUGGCAAGCCGAGCAGUUUAGUUUUGUUUCCCUGCCCACCGACGUCCUGGAAAUCGAGGUGAAAGACAAGUUUGCCAAGAGUCGUCCAAUCAUCAAACGCUUCUUAGGAAAGCUGUCCAUGCCUGUUCAGCGGCUCCUGGAGAGACACGCUAUAGGGGACAGGGUGGUGAGCUACACUCUUGGUCGGAGGCUUCCAACGGAUCACGUCAGCGGCCAGCUCCAGUUCCGGUUCGAGAUCACCUCCUCCAUCCACCCAGAUGACGAGGAGGUCUCUCUGAGCGCGGAUCCCGAGUCUGCCGAAAACCAGGAGAGCCCCGCCAACAACCCAGCAGAGGAAGGCCUCGCAGAGCUGCCAAGCCAGGGGACGGAGGGCCCAGAGGGCCCAGAGCUGGAGCCACAGGAUGGUGGUGGUCCCACGAGUGGCUAUGGGGAAGACAGCCCCGAGGCUGUCAGUCCAGCCGGGGAAAAGUUGAACGAGGAGGAGGCCGCAGAGGGUGCCGAAGCCACCGAGGAGCCAGUUGAUGCUGUUGAGCCCACAGAACCGAGCCCGGCCGAAGAUUUGCCUUGCCUCACUGCUGAAGAGAUCGCCGAGGGGCUGGAUCUGCUCCCCGGCACUCCCCCACCACCGCUUCCAGAAGACGAGGGCUGGAAGGACGAGGAGAACCGUGCUGGGGAGGCCGAUGGAGAUCCCCUUGCCGGCCUGGAGGAGCCAGUGGGAGCUGAGGCAGAGGUGGAGAAAGAGGUUGACGUGAGCAAGGUUCUAGACAAAGACCAGGAUGAGGAGGAAGAAGAAUCGGCCUCCCCGCAAGAGGAUGGGCCCCUGGCACUGAGAGCCUCGGCCAGGAAGAAAAGCAGGCCAUGCUCCCUGCCCGUGUCCGAGUUGGAGACGGUGAUUGCGUCGGCCUGCGGCGAACCAGAAACACCCCGCACCCACUACAUCCGCAUCCACAACCUGCUGCACAGCAUGCCCUCGGCCCAGGGAGGUGGUGACGGCGGAGAAGCCCAGGGACCGGAGGAGGAGGACGAGGACGAGGAGGGGCCGGGGGAGGAAGAGUCAACGGUCAAGGAGUCCUCCGAAAAGGACGUGGUGAGCGAGGCCGAGACCGUGGCAGCAGAUGCCCCUCACCCAGAAGACGGCGGAGAGAGCGGGGACCCCGAGGUAUCCAGCCAGGGGCCGGUGCCCACCAGUGCCUCGGCCGAGCACUUGGCCAGUGUGAACGGUGGCCCGCUUCUCGACGGCGAGCCCCGUCCCAGUACGGGGAGCGAGAGCGACUCGAGCCCCCGGCAGGACUGCGAAGGCUGCGACACAUCCUGCUACAGCCCGUCUUGCUACAGCACUUCGUGUUACAGCACUUCGUGUUACAGCACCUCCUGCUACAGCCCGUCCUGCUAUGACAGCAACAACCGCUUCUCCAGCCACACGCGCUUCUCCUCGGUGGACAGUGCCAAGAUCUCGGAAAGCACCGUCUUCUCCUCUCAGGACGAGGAGGAGGAGGAGAACAGCGCGUUCGAGUCGGUGCCGGACUCGGUGCAGAGCCCGGAGCUGGACCGAGAGAUGGUCGACGGCUCCGGCCCAUGGCCGGACGAGCUGGUUCUCCCCAACGGGAAUGUUCCAAGGAUGGCCGAUGGUCCGGAGUCCCCAAUCGCCGGUCCCAGUAAUCGGAGAGAAGGUGAUUGUCCUUUACUACAUAAUUCUCAGCCAGUCAGCCAGCUUCCUUCCUUGAGGCCUGACCAUCACCAUUAUCCAACUAUCGAUGAGCCUCUUCCGCCAAACUGGGAGGCUCGAAUAGACAGUCACGGGAGAGUGUUUUACGUGGACCACGUGAACCGAACGACGACGUGGCAGCGGCCUACUGUGGCCGCCACUCCGGACGGGAUCCGUAGAUCUGGCUCCGUACAACAGAUGGAGCAGCUGAACCGCCGGUACCAGAAUAUCCAGCGGACUAUUGCAACCGAGAGAUCGGAGGAUGAGCCACCGGGUCCGAGUGCAGAGCCUCUCCCUGCUGGAGGAGGAAGUGGAGGAGGAGGAAGUGACUUGGAAGCAGACUCUUCUCAACCAAACCUAGAACUGAGGAGAGAAGGGUCUCUUUCUCCUGUGAACUCCCAAAAAAUCACUUUGCUGCUUCAGUCCCCGGCUGUCAAGUUCAUCACCAACCCUGAGUUCUUCACCGUGCUGCAUGCCAACUAUAGUGCUUAUAGAGUCUUCACCAACAGCACCUGCUUGAAGCAUAUGAUUCUGAAGAUCCGCAGGGAUGCUCGGAAUUUCGAACGCUACCAGCACAACCGGGACCUAGUGAACUUCAUCAACAUGUUCGCCGACACCCAUUUGGAACUGCCUCGCGGUUGGGAAAUCAAAACUGACCAACAGGGCAAGUCUUUCUUCGUUGACCACAACAGUCGAGCCACCACUUUCAUCGACCCCCGGAUCCCGCUUCAGAACGGGCGUCUUCCGAAUCACCUGACUCACCGGCAGCACCUCCAGCGACUCCGGAGCUACAGCGCUGGCGAGGCCUCAGAAGUCUCUCGGAACCGCGGAGCUUCUCUGUUGGCCAGGCCGGGUCACAGCCUGGUAGCUGCCAUCAGAAACCAACAUCACCAUGAGACGUUACCUCUGGCUUAUAAUGACAAGAUCGUGGCGUUUCUCCGCCAGCCGAACAUUUUUGAGAUGCUGCAGGAGCGCCAGCCCAGCUUGGCCAGAAACCACGCACUCAGGGAGAAAAUCCAUUACAUUCGGACAGAGGGUACUCAAGGGCUUGAAAAAUUGUCCUGUGAUGCAGAUUUAGUAAUACUGCUGAGCCUCUUUGAAGAAGAGAUUAUGUCCUACAUACCCCUUCAGGCCGCUUUCCACCCAGGAUACAGCUUCUCUCCUCGCUGUUCACCUUGCUCCUCCCCGCAAAACUCUCCAGGCCUGCAGCGAGCCAGUAUCAGGGCCCCCUCACCCUACAGGAGAGACUUUGAGGCCAAGCUCCGAAAUUUCUACCGAAAACUUGAAGCCAAAGGAUUUGGUCAAGGUCCGGGUAAAAUCAAGCUCAUCAUAAGACGUGACCACUUGCUGGAGGGAACCUUCAAUCAGGUGAUGGCUUAUUCCCGCAAAGAGCUCCAGCGGAACAAGCUCUACGUCACAUUUGUUGGAGAGGAGGGCCUAGACUACAGUGGGCCCUCCCGGGAGUUCUUUUUCCUUUUGUCCCAGGAGCUCUUCAACCCUUACUACGGCCUGUUUGAGUAUUCUGCCAAUGACACUUACACCGUGCAGAUCAGCCCCAUGUCGGCGUUUGUGGAAAAUCAUCUCGAGUGGUUCAGAUUUAGUGGUCGCAUCCUGGGACUUGCUCUGAUCCACCAGUACCUCCUGGACGCUUUCUUCACGAGGCCGUUCUACAAGGCCCUGCUGAGACUGCCCUGUGAUCUGAGCGACCUAGAGUAUCUGGAUGAAGAAUUCCACCAAAGCCUACAGUGGAUGAAGGACAAUAACAUCACGGAUAUCUUAGAUCUCACUUUCACAGUGAAUGAAGAAGUGUUUGGACAGGUAACAGAAAGAGAGCUGAAAUCUGGGGGAGCCAACACCCAGGUGACGGAAAAAAAUAAAAAGGAGUAUAUUGAGAGGAUGGUGAAGUGGAGAGUGGAGCGGGGCGUGGUGCAGCAGACGGAAGCGUUAGUCCGAGGCUUCUAUGAAGUCGUGGAUUCAAGGCUCGUCUCCGUCUUCGAUGCCAGGGAGCUGGAGCUGGUGAUCGCCGGCACUGCCGAAAUAGACCUCAAUGACUGGCGGAAUAACACUGAGUAUCGAGGAGGUUACCAUGAUGGUCAUAUUGUGAUCCGGUGGUUCUGGGCAGCUGUGGAGAGGUUCAACAACGAGCAGAGACUGAGGUUGCUUCAGUUCGUCACGGGAACAUCGAGCGUGCCCUAUGAAGGUUUUGCCGCACUCCGAGGAAGCAAUGGGCUGAGGCGCUUCUGUAUAGAGAAAUGGGGGAAAAUAACAUCCCUUCCCAGGGCACAUACGUGUUUCAACCGCUUGGAUCUGCCACCUUACCCAUCGUAUUCCAUGCUGUACGAAAAGCUGCUGACAGCAGUUGAGGAAACGAGCACCUUUGGUCUGGAAUGAGGAACUUAAGCCCCUUUGGGUAUUUUCCUGGCUGAUGAUAUUUUGCUCUCUGCACCACCUCCCCCUCUCAACUGUCCUCUGAUUUUUGUUUCCCAUGAGUUUUAUUUUCCAACCAAAUCGGGACUGACAAAGCUGUGCAUGAAGAACUGCCUUCCUCCAAAUCUAACCUCCGGGCUUUCCUCCUCCAUCCUCCAAGGACUGCUAGCCUGUAUGCAAUAUUGAAAACGACCGUUUCAAGGUCUCUCUGUAUAUCCGCAUACCUCCAUUAUUAACGAUGAAAUGUGAAUGCAAGUUAUGCUACACCUGACCAAACGUUAAUGAAUGUUUACUUCCACCUGAACCAAGUAAAGGUCCGACUAACAUCAAGCAUUCCAAGCUUUUAUACGUCCACGUCUUCUGAGCAGAGCCACAUUCUCCCAUCAUUUCUAACAACCGACCCCAGGACUGAGAGUUGGCAAACAGUUCCUUUCUCCCACUCUCUUUCUCCCUGGGUGUCUUGCUCACCCGAGGUGCGUGCGUUGGUGAAACUGAAAUUUUUAUACAUCAGACUCAUGACCCUCUGUGCAUCAACCUCGUCGCUGGAUUGGGCGCGGACACGUGGUGCCAAAGUCAUUUUCAAACCGAUGACAACAGAACACGCCUGUCGACGCAGUGCAAAGCAACCCAGAUGGCUGUGACCUGCUGGUACUGAAAAGAACUCACACUUCGGAGUUAUUGAGGGAACCCAGGAGGGAGAGGAAGGAGACGGGAGCAGAGAGGGAUAGCUCUAUUUUCAUGUGAUCCUGCAACAAGCACAAACUUGUGCCCCUCCCCUGAAAGAUGUCUCUCAUUGUAGCAUAAAAGAUAAAGCUCCCAUCCCCUGACCUGAUAUUGUGGAGUAUGUAACGAGGAAGAAUGUCUUAUUCUCAUUUUAA
Molecule: messenger RNA, 5815 nt
Organism: Tachyglossus aculeatus (Australian echidna)
Lineage: Eukaryota; Metazoa; Chordata; Mammalia; Monotremata; Tachyglossidae
Gene: HECW1
Product: HECT, C2 and WW domain containing E3 ubiquitin protein ligase 1
Exons: 28
Coding region: 18-4901 (1627 amino acids)
Biological process (GO): regulation of dendrite morphogenesis
Molecular function (GO): protein binding; ubiquitin-protein transferase activity
Source: RefSeq, a predicted model, not a curated record